This is a messenger RNA of Chinchilla lanigera (long-tailed chinchilla), 3739 nucleotides long. It is a transcript of the gene Znf248, whose product is annotated as zinc finger protein 248. Gene Ontology annotation, biological process: regulation of DNA-templated transcription. The transcript has 7 exons. The coding region runs from base 453 to 806 and encodes 117 amino acids. The record is from RefSeq and is a predicted model, not a curated record. Lineage: Eukaryota; Metazoa; Chordata; Mammalia; Rodentia; Chinchillidae.
GCGAGGGGGUGGGGCUGCGGGCGGCGUGGCUGGGUGUGAAUGGGAUACCUGGUACCUGUGGCCCGUCAGAGUCCGGGUGUUGCUGUACCAUGCGGCCUUUAGGCGCGCUCGCCGCCCCGGGUAGUCCUGAAUGCGCUCGCUCCUUAGACGGCGGCUGCGUCUCCCGUGUGCGCGAAGCUCUGGGUGGGCUCCAGGCAGGCCGCCGGCGCUCGGACUGGUUCCCGGGGCCGUGGCCACGGCGUCCGUGAGGGGCUGGUGCCGGCCCCGCGCUCGCCGCUCGCUGCGUAUUGCGGUGACACCGCUGCGAAGCCCGCGAGGAGCGAGAACCUAAAUUGCUUAUAAAUCAGUAAGAAACAAAUGUUUACAUUCACUCAGUGAAAAAUAUCAUGUCUAAGCUCAACAUAUAUUGGAGCCAACAUGGACACCUCUCCCUCCUCCACUAAGAGCGGAAAAUGAGCAAAUCACAGGAACAAGUGUCAUUUAGGGAUGUAUGUGUGGACUUCACUAAGGAAGAGUGGUGUCUGCUGGACCCCACUCAGAAGAUACUGUACAGGGAUGUGAUCCUGGAAAAUUACAGCAACCUUGUCUCAGUAGGGUAUUGCAUUGCUAAGCCAGAAGUGAUCUUCAAGAUAGAGCAAGGAGAGGAGCCCUGGGUAUUGGAGAAGGGAUUCCCAAGCCACUGUAACCCAGAAAGGAAAUGGAAAGCUGUUGACCUACUAGAGAGCAGCCAGGAAAGUCAAGGUGAACAUUUUUGGCACCUUAUAUUCACCAGCAACAAAACAGUGCAGCUUUCAACAUUUUUCUAAGAAUAGAACCUGUCAUCACAAAGUAGGCAUUUACCACUGAUGGUGUUCUCGUCUUGGCCUGCAUUGAUGUGAAACCACCAAGCGUCAUGUUUUUGUUCCUGCCAGAAGUCAUAUAGAGAAAAUGCACUGUUUGUGUGUAUGUGUGUAUUUUGAGACACUCACUAUGUAAUCCAGGCCAGCCUUGAACUCACUAGCCCAGGCUGAUCAUGAAUAAUCUUGGUCCUCCUACUUCACCUUUUGAGUGCUGGGAUUACAGGCAAGCACCAUCACACCCAACUUCCUUGCAUUACAGUUUAUUCAAUCAGCCCUUGACCAACACAAAACAAAAUACGUUUACAAAGGACAUGAUAGUGUUCAAUGUUAUAAAGAAUAGGAGAAAUUGGCAGAGGAAUGACUUGGUUUUAGAUAGGAAAAUAUGUCACUUAGGAGGCUACCUUAAGAAAGGAGCUGAGUGAAUGGAGAGGAAGAAUGUGAGCAGGUGGGAAUUAGAAGCCUAUUUCCCCAACAAUUUUACGUUUCAUGAAACAGCACUUAGUCCUAAUCACCUAGUGUAUUUUGAUACUUUAUUUUGUGUUGUACUAAAUACUUGUUCCUUUAGACUAAUUUCACGGCUAAUGGAUGGAUCAUUGUCCACCUCACUGGUGUGUGAAAUGAUGGGUGCUGCAGGUUAUAGGUUUGUGCUUUCUGAAAUGACCAGUCACUUUCAAUGCCUGGAAAUUGUUUACUGAUAAACUCCCAAGAUACUGUUUGAACUUGUCCUUCCCUUGUCUUGUGUGCCCCAACACUUCACACCCAGCCAUACUUCUGAGAGGGUUCAUCCUGUACAUACCAAUGAUGCCUUCAGAUACCACCUCUGCCUGCUACCCAAGGUGGAGAGUGCAGGGUGAUGGCACUGUGCUUCCCCCAGGCUCGCUCUUUCUGAGAAGACAUACUUAGUCAAACCCUGUGUUUCCUCUGCAUUUUCACCUGCCACUCAGUGCCUGGCUACUGUACAGUACAUCCCACCCUCCUGCCUCUGUCGUUUGAAACCUCACCUCCCUUUCUCAGCCAGUCCUCCUCUUAGGUCUUAGGCUCCUUCCUAGGGUAUUGCACAUGCUGGAAAGUUCUUGACCACAGAGCUACAUCCCCAUUCCUCACACACCACUUUUUAAGAGGACAAUCUUGUGAGGUACCUCAGGUGAGAAGUGACAUGUAGUGUUAUCCUUUCCAUAUCUGGAGUCCAUACUUUGAGAUGAUCAUUCCUCUGGGCUUGUCCUCGUCUAUAAAAUGGGGAAGAGGGUUACCCAUUUGCAAGAGUUAUCCCUUAGCUUGCUUCUGGAAAUGGAGGCUAAAAAUUCUCAGUACCCUCUCCACUACGGAGGUUCAGAAGGCCAGUACAUGUGCUCAGAGAAAGGUGCAGGCUAGGAAAUGACCCCAAAAGACCUACAUCUACAUCUUGGACUAAUGUUUGGCACAGAGACCCUACAAUAGUUUAAAAAAAUAAGAAUUAAAAGAACAAAUGAGCAAAUCCUGAGAAAGAAUAAUUCUCCACAGAUACUACAUAAAUAAAAUUCAGACAUUCAGCUUUCAACAACAAAAAUCACAAGGUAUAUAAAAGAAAAAAACAGGAAUGUAUGGCCUCGUUAAAGGAAGAAAAUAUAUAUCAGUAGAAACCAUCUCUGAGAAAGACCAGAUGGUAGACUUAAUUGACAAAUACUCUAAACCACUGUCUUAAAGAUGUUCAUAUAGCUGAAUGAUGGUGUAAGCAAAGCAUGUAGAAAACAUUCUGAAACUGAAAAGUGUAGUAAGUAAAGCUGGGCAUGGUGGCACAUACCUGUAAUCCCAGCACUGUGGAGGCUGAGGCAGGAGGAUCACUGCAAGUUCAAAUCCAGCCUGGGCUACAUAGUGAACUCAAGGCCAGCCUGAACUACACAGGCACUAUAUCGAAAAAGUACAGUAAGUUUGAUAGAGGGAUUCAGAAGCAUAUUUGGGUAGCCAUAAGAAUCAAUAAACUUGGAGAUUGGACUUGAUCCACUCUGAGGCACAGAAAGAAAAAAGAUCAAAGAAAAGUGAACAAGACCGGUGAGACUUUAGGACACCAUUAAGUAAGCCAAUACAUGCAUUGUUGGAGUGACAGAGAUGUGUUGAGAUAAUGGCUGUUUCCAAGUUUGAUGAAUUCUGUGAAUAUAAACAUGAAGGAAGCUCAAUAAAAUCCAAGUAACAUAAAAUCAAAGGCAGGUACAUGGCGGAACUCAUUGUCAAAAUGUCAAAGGCCAACAUCAGAAAGAGAAUGUUAACAGCAGGUGUAGCGCAGCAGAAGAGCAGUUGCCUAGAACAUACAAGGUCCCUAGCACCAUAGAACGCAAGAAAAAAAAAAAAAAAAAAAAAAAAACGAGAGAAGUAACUCAUCAUAUGCAAGGGAUCCUCACCAGUGUUAUCAACAGGUGUGUCUCUGCAGAAUCUGGAAGUUAGAAGGCAGUGGGUUGAUAUAUUCAAGAUGGUAAAGAAUAAAAACAAUCGUACAUUCAGAAUAAUCAUCCUUCAACUUUUGAGGGAGAAGUUAAGGUAUUCCUGAAUAAAUAAAAGCCAAAGAAGUGUUGCCAUUAGAACUCUCCAAGAAAUGCUAAAGCCAGGCAUUCCAGUGCAUGUCUGUAAGCCCAGCACUCAGAGGCUAAGGCUGGAAGGAUUGCAAACUCAAGCUCUACCUGGCAAUUUAGUGAUUUAGCAAGACCCUCUCUCAGAAUUAAAUAGCUAAAAACCAGGGAUGGGAUGUAGCUCGCUGUGAAGGCCCUGGGUUAAAUCCCCAGUACCACAAAGGAAAAAAAUAGAAAAAAAGAUAGCAUGCCCUGAGCAGGAAUGUUUAUUCCUGAAACACAAGGGUGCUUCAACAUAGGAAAAUGAAUACAAAAUACCAGAUUAAAAUAUCAGGUUAGCCAGGCAUGGUGGUGCACACC